Diachasmimorpha longicaudata is the source of this 11601-nucleotide messenger RNA. RefSeq names its product dynein axonemal heavy chain 7 (gene Dhc62B). Gene Ontology annotation, cellular component: dynein complex. NCBI's taxonomy places the organism in Eukaryota, Metazoa, Arthropoda, Insecta, Hymenoptera, Braconidae. Gene Ontology annotation, molecular function: dynein light intermediate chain binding; dynein intermediate chain binding; minus-end-directed microtubule motor activity. The coding region runs from base 1 to 9987 and encodes 3328 amino acids. Gene Ontology annotation, biological process: microtubule-based movement. The transcript has 9 exons. The record is from RefSeq and is a predicted model, not a curated record.
AUGGACGAUGCGACCCGAAUCCGCCCCUAUAUAGAAAACCUGCGAGGUAUUGUUCGUAACUUUGAUCGUAUGGACGCUGAGGUGCAGUGGAUAAAUUCCGAAGAAGCACUCUUCAAGUUCCCCCAAACGUUCUACCCUCGCAUACAAGAGCUUAAAGACAUCAUUCUCCCCUACUACAGUCUGAUAUACCGUGCACUCCAGUGGCAAAGAGAUCUUGGAGUCUGGUUGGACGGACCGUUCGAGUAUCUAGACGCCAAUACCAUUGAAAGCCGUACAACAGAUUACUUUACCGACUUCAACAAACAAUCAAAAGCUUAUCGAACUAAAAUAAAGAUGCAGAUAGCCAUGGGCUAUCCGUACACAUUUGCCGGGGCUGUGGAUGAUCCGGAUCCCUAUCAAUAUCCAGCACCAAUGACUCUGUGUUACCAGUUGAUAGAAACGAUCAAGUGGUUCAAGCAGUACGUGCCUCAGGCCCUCUGCUUCUGUAAUCCUGCCCUUCGGCAGCAUCACUGGGACGAAAUGUCCUCAGUUGCGGGAGUUGAUAUCACUCCUGAUGCUGGCACAACCCUCAGGAAAAUUAUAAAUAUGAACUUGAUUGAUAAUAUGGACCAGUACGAAGCGAUCAGUAACAGUGCGACUAAAGAACUCGCUCUUCAGGACCUAUUGGGUAAGAUAAAACACGACUGGGAUGAUGUUUUCUUCACGACAACUCCUUACAAAGACACUGGAGUUGCAAUUCUCACUCAACUCGAUGACAUUCAGGCUCUUUUGGAGGAGCACAUCAUAAAAAUUCAAGUGAUGCGGGGCUCGGCCUUUGUGAAACCCAUAGAACAACAAGUCAAGUUGUUUUAUGAUCUUCUCUUGAGGAUUCAGAGUACCAUUAAUGAAUGGACGAACGUUCAGGUGCAGUGGAUGUACCUUCUCCCGAUAUUUUCAAGCAAGGACAUCGUCGCCCAGUUACCUGAAGAGGGAGUUAUGUUCCAAGAGGUAAAUGCCACCUUUCGCAGUGCUAUGGCUGCUGUCGCCAAAGAACCACUAGUUAAAGAGACUGCAGGAUCAGUGGGUUUGUGCGAAGCCUUGAAGCACGCCAAUGAGUUGAUGGAAAAGGUCAACGAUGGUGUCGCUAAUUAUCUAGAAAAAAAGCGACUCUUCUUCCCUCGAUUCUUCUUCCUGAGUAAUGAUGAUAUGCUGGAGAUCCUGUCUGAGACGAAAGAUCCUCUGAGAGUGCAGCCACACCUGAAGAAAUGUUUCGAGGGAAUUGCCAAAUUAGGAUUCAAUGACCAAUUGGAAAUUUUAUCCAUGUCUAGUGAUGAUAAGGAAGAAGUACAGUUCCAGGAGAUGAUAUCCACCAGUGCUGCGAGGGGCUGCGUCGAACGGUGGCUCAUUCAAGUCGAGGAGCAGAUGGUGAAAUCGAUACGACAUGAGAUUAUGAUGAGUUAUUUUGAUUACGAGACUAAUGAGAGGGUUCAAUGGGUUCUCAUCUGGCCCGGACAAGUUAUCAUCUGUGUCUCGCAGAUUUAUUGGAGCAUGGAGGUGCAGAAUUGCUUGAUGACUCACACCUUGACGAAUCUCGAGAGUUUGUAUAAAAAAUUGAGAGCGCAGAUCUUUGACAUGGUGAAUCUCGUGAAAGGCCAGCUGACCAAGCAGAAUCGCACGACCCUCAAUGCUCUCAUUACCAUAGACGUCCAUGCCCAAGACGUAGUCAAGUUAUUGAUCGAUAAGGAGAUCAUUGAUGAGACAGACUUUGAGUGGCUUGCGCAGUUGAGAUAUUAUUGGGAGGAUGAUGCUUUAGUGAGGAUUAUUAAUGCGACUGUACCGUAUGCUUAUGAGUACCUUGGGAAUUGUCCGAGGCUGGUGAUUACUCCUUUAACUGAUAGAUGCUAUCGAACCCUGAUUGGAGCCUACUCCCUCCACCUGAAUGGGGCCCCAGAGGGGCCCGCAGGAACAGGAAAAACCGAAACAACUAAAGACUUAGGUCGAGCAAUAGCAGUGCAGUGCGUAGUAUUCAACUGUUCCGACGGUCUUGAUUAUAAGAACAUGGGAAAAUUCUUCAAGGGUCUGGCUUCUUGUGGAGCUUGGGCCUGCUUCGACGAGUUCAAUCGAAUCGAGUUGGAGGUACUGUCUGUCGUAGCCCAACAGAUUCUCUGCAUUAUUCAGGCGGUGCGAGGGCACUUGGACACCUUCAUCUUCGAGGGAACCGAACUCCGGUUGAAUCCCGCCGUCUACGUUUGCAUCACCAUGAACCCCGGCUACGCAGGACGAUCUGAACUCCCUGACAACCUCAAAGUACUCUUCAGAACAGUCGCCAUGAUGGUGCCGGACUACGCAAUGAUAGGAGAGAUAUUCCUGUAUUCUUCUGGCUUCAGCACUGCUCGAGUCCUCUCAGUCAAGAUUGUCACAACCUACAAACUCUGCUCGGAACAAUUGUCCUCGCAAUCGCAUUACGACUACGGAAUGAGAGCCGUGAAGACUGUCCUGACAGCAGCGCAGAAUGUUAAGCUGAAGUAUCCAGACGAAGACGAACUAGUCCUUCUUCUGCGUUCAAUAAUUGAUGUCAACCUUCCAAAGUUCCUGUCCCACGACGUUCCUUUAUUCGAAGGCAUUAUCUCCGAUCUCUUCCCAGGAGUUGAACUGCCAUCACCGAGUUACGAUGUCCUGAUAAGAGCAGUGACAAUGGCAGCAGAGAGAAAAAAUCUCCAGCCAGUUGAUGCAUUUCUCCUGAAGAUUAUUCAAACCUAUGAAAUGAUGAUCGUCAGACAUGGAUUCAUGCUGGUGGGUGAUCCCUUUGGUGGUAAAACUUCAGUCUUACACAUCCUCGCUGACGCAUUGACUCUCAUGGAAGAGUGGGGAGACGGCAGUGGAGCAACAACCAUCUUCACAACUGUCAACCCGAAAUCUAUAACGAUGGGGCAAUUGUAUGGGCAGUUCGAUCCAGUUUCUUCGGAGUGGACGGAUGGGAUCUGCGCUGUCGCCUUUAGAAGAUACUGUUCUGAUGAAUCUCUCUCUAGAAAAUGGCUGAUCUUCGAUGGACCCGUUGAUGCUGUCUGGAUCGAGAAUCUCAAUACUGUGUUGGAUGACAAUAAGAAGCUCUGUUUGACGUCUGGAGAGGUCAUGCAGAUGACCAACGUCAUGUCGAUGAUCUUCGAAGCGAUGGACCUCCUGCAAGCUUCACCCGCGACAGUUUCUCGCUGUGGUAUGAUCUACAUCGAGCCUCAUGUCAUUGGUUGGAGGCCCUUCGUUGAAUCCUGGUACAACACACUCGACGUCAAAUGGGCGGAGCCCCGUCAAAUGGGAAUAAUGAAAGAUCUGUUUAAUUGGCUGAUCGAACCAUCCCUAGAGUUCGUCAGGAAGAAAUGUAGGAUUUCCUUGUUCUCCGGGCAGAUAAACCAAGUCGUGUCAACGACCAAUCUCUUCAAGAUGUACAUAGACGAUGCAGUAGAAGAGUCUGACGACUACGAAUCGAAUAUUGAGUUUUGGAUCCAGGCGGCAAUGAUGCUGGCCAUUGUCUGGGGAAUCGGAGGGGCUCUAGAUGCCGAUUCUCUCGAAAAAUUCAAUGACUUCUGCAUUUCUCUGUGGAAAAAUCAAGUCGAGGAGCUUCCGAUACCGGAGAGUAUCGUUGAAUCUCUAAUUGCAUUACCCACUGAAGGAUUAAUUCACGACAACUUCUACACGUUCAAGGGUAAAGGGGCGUGGAAGAACUUUGGCGAUGCUGCAAGAAUGGAGAAGAUCAUUGAAACUGCGAGCAUUGGACAGAUGAUAAUUCCCACCAUUGACACUGUGAAAUAUCAAAGUCUCUUCUUGAAACACAUCAGACACCGUAAGCGCUUUCUUCUUUACGGAGAAACAGGAACUGGGAAAAGUUUUUACAUCCAAGAUAUCAUGAUGAAUAAAUUGGAAGAGGAGCUCUAUCUGCCCAACCUGAUCACCUUCACAGCGAAAACAUCAGCGGCAAAUGCUCAAGAGCUCGUAAUUUCCAAGCUCUACAAGAGGAGAAAGGGACAGUUCGGGCCCCUAGUUGGAACCCAGUGUGUCGUCUUCAUCGACGAUGUCAAUAUGCCGACGAAGGAGGUGUACGGGGCACAACCAGCCAUUGAACUCCUUCGCCAAGUGUUUGACCACGAUUAUUGGUAUGAGCUGAAAGAACCCGAGAAGCUAUUGAUCUUCGACACGAUGUUUGUCUGUGCUAUGGGACCUCCUGGGGGUAGCAGGCAGGAGAUCUAUCAUCGGUUCCUUCGACACUUCAACUUAUACUCGAUCAAUAACUUCUCUGAGGACAGCGUCACCAAGAUCUUCACGAAUCUCGCGCUGGUCGGACUCAAACGGAAUGGCUUUGCGACGGAUGUUAUGUCAACGAUUGUCAGCCUGGUAAAUGCCACGUUGGACGUCUUCAAAAAUGCCAGCGAAUUCUUGAGACCAACUCCCGCAAAGUCUCACUAUCUUUUCAAUCUCCGAGACUUCUCCAGGGUCAUCAGAGGAUGUGCGAUGAUCAAGAAAGAGUCUGUGGAGUCUAAAACGACUUUCACGAAACUCUGGGUUCACGAGAUAUUGAGAGUUUUUGGAGAUCGAUUAAUCGAACAGUCGGAUAGGCACUGGUUGUUCAAACAGAUGAAGGAUACUGUUCAGAGAAUCAUGAGGGACAAUUUCGAAGUUAUUUUUCAAGAUUUACCGAAGGACAAUGAUCAGAUUAAUGAAAUCAGUCUUCAGAAUUUGAUAUUUGGUAAUUUUAUGGAUCUAGAUGCGAUACAAGAGGACAAACGGUACGAGGAGGUGCCUUCCAUGGAUGAGUUCAAGACCGUUGCUAUGCUGAGUCUUGACGAUUACAACACGACCCACAGGAACAAGAUGGAUAUCGUCUUAUUUCGAUAUGCACUAGAGCAUUUGGCGAGAGUCUGCAGGAUUCUUGCAAUCCCAGGAGGAAGUUUAUUAAUGGUUGGAGUUGGGGGUUCCGGUCGACAAUCGUUAACCAGGUUGGCAUCCAACAUGGCGGCUUGUGGUCUCUUUCAGCCGGAAAUAGGAAGUGCAUAUGGCAUCAACGAAUGGCGAGACGACAUUAAAGGGGUUUUAAAGCGCUCAGGAGGUGUCCAAAAGGACUUAGUCUUCCUCAUAACAGAGGGGCAAAUAAAAGAGGAGGCAUUUCUCAGUGAUAUCGAUAGUCUCCUCAACUCCGGCGAGGUCCCCAAUCUUUUCACAAUUGAGGAACGACAGGAGGUCAUCGAAAUGUGUCGUCUGGCAGCACAAGGUGGAAACCGUAACUUGGACAUCUCCGUUUUAUCUGUUUUAUCAUUUUUCGUCAACCAGUGCAAAGAGAAGUUACACUUAAUGCUGUGCUUCAGCCCCAUUGGCGACUCAUUCAGAACGCGUUUGAGGAUGUAUCCCAGUCUCGUAAAUUGUUGCACCAUAGACUGGUUCGAAAUAUGGCCAGAGGAUGCCCUAGAACAGGUUGCUAUACGUUUCACUACCCACAUCAAUGUCGAUGAGGCUGUGAAAGUGAAUGCUGUGGUUGCGUGCAAGUAUUUUCAUGUAUGCGCUAAGGAAAUGAGUCAAGAUUUUUAUCAGACAAAGGGACGGAAGACUUACGUAACGUCUGCGGCUUUUCUCGAUUUGAUAAGAAGUUAUGCGGAGCUGAUGAAUGAGAAGCAGGAGGAAUUGACACUGGCUAGGAAUCGAUAUCUUGGGGGAUUGAGUAAAUUGGCUUUUGCCGCUGAGCAGAUAUCGAAAAUGAAGAUAACUCUUGUUGCACUCAGACCGGAGCUCGAGACAUCGGCCAAGUUGACUGCUGAUACAAUGAACAAAAUUGAAAGGGAGAAUCUGGUUGUGGAAAAGGCAACCAUCAAGGUCAAGAAGGAUGAAGAUGCUGCCAAUAUUCAGGCUCGUGUUGCCGGAGCUUUGAAGGCUGAGUGUGAAGCUGAUCUGCAGGAGGCUCUGCCUGUAUUGAAUGAAGCUAUUGCUGCACUUGAUACACUCAAACCCGCUGAUAUUGCAAUGGUGAAAACCAUGAAGAACCCACCGGAGACUGUUAAGCUCGUUAUGGCUGCUGUUUGUGUUAUGAUGAAUGUUCAACCUGAUAAAGUUUUGGAUAGCAGUACGGGAAAAGCAAAAUUGGAUUAUUGGAAGGCUGCUCAGAGAAUUCUCAGUGACAUCAAAUUUUUGGAGAAUUUGAAGAAUUAUGAUAAGGAGAGUAUACCGAUCGAGACCAUACAGACCAUAAAAAAGACAUAUUUGUCAAACGAGAGUUUCGAUCCGAAGAUCGUGGCUAAAGCCUCCUCAGCAGCUGAGGGUCUCUGUAAGUGGGUGAGAGCUAUGGUUCUCUAUGAUAAAGUUGCCCGGGAAGUAGCUCCAAAGAAGGCAGCACUCGUUUCCGCGGAAAAAGAUUACGAAGAAACAAUGAUUUUUUUGGCGGAACAACGACAAAUGUUGGAAGAUUUGAAUGAAAAAUUAGCAUUACUGAGAGACGAUCUUGACAAAACAAUUGAAAAGAAAAUAGCCCUGGAGACACAAGUAAUCACCUGCAGAAAUCAACUGGCUAGAGCUGAGAAACUCAUUAAUGGUCUGGGAGGUGAGAAGGACCGGUGGUUGAGCUCUGCAGAGAGCCUUCAAAGGGCGUAUGACACACUACCAGGGGAUAUUCUCAUCUCCUGUGGUAUCAUUGCCUAUCUCGGACCAUUCAUAACUUCCUACCGAGUGGAAUAUGUGAAUAAGUGGAAAGUUUACGUACAAAAUCUCAAGAUCCCCUGCUCCGAGGAGUUCAACUUUGUUGCAGUACUAGGAUCUGAGAUUAAAAUCAACUCGUGGAAUAUAUAUGGUUUGCCUAGGGAUAGUUUCUCCACUGAGAAUGCUAUUGUGAUGGAUAACUCCAAGAGAUGGAGUUUAUUUAUUGACCCGCAGAGCCAGGCGAACAAGUGGAUUAGAAAUAUGGAGAGGGCGAGUGAAUUGGAAGUUGUCAAGUUGACAGAUAAGAAUUAUAUGGACAUUAUGGAGCAAUGCGUUGAAUUUGGAAAGCCAAUUUUAAUCGAAAACAUCGCAGAAGAUCUCGAUCCCCCUCUCGAUCCAAUACUCACAAAGAACACAUACAAAGUUUUUGGUGGGCUGUACAUCACCCUCGGUGAAAAAACAAUUCAAUACGACGAGAGAUUUCGCCUCUAUAUAACCACCAAGUAUCGUAACCCCCACUAUCUCCCCGAAGUGUUCAACAAGGUCACCCUAAUAAACUUUGCGUUGACAAUCGACGGCUUGGAGGACCAGUUGCUGGGAAUAGUUGUGGCAAAAGAGCGUCCAGACUUGCAAAAAAAGCGAGAGUUCCUGAUCGUCGAAGGGGCAGCGAAUCGAAAAGCACUUAAAGGAGUCGAAGACAGCAUCCUGAAGACACUAGCCACAUCCGGUGCUACAAUUCUCGAUGAUGAGGAGGCCAUUGAAAUUCUCGACUCUUCGAAAAUUCUUUCAACCGAUAUAAUGAAGAAACAAGAAGCUGCAAAACGUACGGAGAAAAAAAUCGAGGUCUUCCGCCAGAGUUACAGACCAAUAGCGAAACACAGUUCCUCAUUAUACUACACUGUUACUGAUCUCCCCAGCAUCGAUCCCAUGUACCAAUAUUCUCUCUCAUGGUUCAUCAACCUCUACAUCAUGUCCAUAGAAACAGCAAACAAGAGUAAAAUUCUUGAACAACGAUUGAUGUUUCUCCGUGACACAUUUACUUACAAUCUUUACCAAAAUGUCUGUAGAUCGCUUCUGGAAAAAGACAAAGUUCUCUAUUCAUUUCUGUUAUAUACGACUAUUUUACUAGCGGAACAGAAAAUAGAAAAAACUGAGCUGAUGUUCUUUCUAUCUGGGGGCAUUGUGGUUGGUAAAACUCUGGAAAAUCCAGCGGCUGAUUGGCUUCCCGAUAAAUCGUGGGAGGAAAUAACGAGGGUGGGACAACUUCCACCCUUCUCAAACUUUUCCAAAAGCUUUCAAGCAGAUAUCAACGACUGGAAACAACUCUACGACUGUGUGGCUCCUGAAAAAUCACAAUAUCCAGAGCCCUGGGAGUCAACCUUAACAGAAUUUCAGAAAUUAAUCGUCCUGAGGAUGCUGAGACCGGACAAAAUAACACUGAAAGUGAUUCAAUUCGUCGAGAAAGGAAUGGGGAGAAAAUUCGUCAUCCCCCCGAGCUUCGAUUUGUCUAAAUCCUAUGCAGACUCGAACUGCCUAGUUCCCCUGAUAUUUAUCUUAUCCACUGGUUCCGAUCCUAUGGGGGCUUUAUCGAAUUUCGCCGAAAACAUGGAUUACACUUCGAGAUUCACCUCGAUAUCUCUGGGUCAAGGACAAGGCCCCAUCGCCAAGAGAAUGAUUGAACACGCGCAAAGCACCGGCUCGUGGAUUUGCCUUCAGAAUUGUCAUUUAGCCGUUUCCUGGAUGCCGAUCCUUGAGAAAAUUUGUGAAAAUUUCGAUCUGACCAAUACCUCCAUAAACUUUCGCCUCUGGUUAACGAGCUAUCCCUCCGAUAAAUUUCCCAUCUCUGUACUGCAAAGUGGUGUUAAGAUGACCAACGAACCACCAACCGGUUUGCAACAGAAUCUCAUGAGAUCUUACACAUCAGAACCAGUUAAAAAUCCAGAAUUCUUUGAAGGCUGCCCGGGGAGGGAGAAGAUAUUCACAAGGCUACUUUAUGGUCUCUGUUUCUUUCAUGCUCUAGUUCAAGAGAGAAGAAAUUAUGGGCCACAAGGCUGGAAUAUACGAUAUGGAUUUAACGAAUCUGACUUUCAAAUUUCCGUUCAGCAGCUGCAAAUUUUUAUCAAUGAGUCUCAGCAGGUUCCUUUCAAAGCCAUCAAGUAUCUCACCGGAGAGUGCAAUUACGGAGGGAGGGUUACAGAUGACAGGGAUAGGCGAUGUCUUAAUACGAUUUUAUUGGAUUUUUAUAACAUGAAGGUCAUCGAGGAUAUCAAUUAUAGCUUCUCCGACAGGGGGAGUGAAUAUACAUUGCCCAGAAGGCUUGGUUAUCGUGAUUACAUAAGACAAAUCGAGGAGAUCCCUAUGAAUCCACCCCCAGAAGUGUUCGGACUCCACAUGAAUGCCGGUAUCACAAGGGAUUUGGAGGUGUCGAAAACAUUUUUCGAAUCCAUGUUAAAAAUUCAGGGAACUGUGACGGUGGGAGACACGUCGAAACAGGAUGAAUUAUUAUUGACAAUGAAGAGGGACAUUUACAAUCGUCUACCGCAGCUUUUUGACAUCGAGGAAGCGCAGAAAAAGUACCCAGUGUCUUACAUGGAAUCCAUGAAUACGGUUUUAAUCCAGGAGAUGGAACGGUACAAUACCCUCUUGAGGAUGAUGCGAGGAUCACUGCAGAUGCUGGAGAAGGCGGUUCAGGGAAUAAUUGUCAUGACACCAGAAUUAGAGAUCCUCUCUCAAAAUAUGAUGAAUGGAAAAAUCCCACCCACGUGGAUUAAAGCCAGUGCCUACCCCACUCUGAAGCCCCUGUCAAGCUUCAUCAGCGACUUCCUGAAGCGACUUGAUUUUUUCCAAGUCUGGUUGACAAACGGAAAGCCCUCGACCUUCUGGAUUUCCGGCUUCUCCUUCGUGCAUGCUUUUCUCACCGGUGCAAUGCAAAAUUACGCGAGGAAAUAUAAAAUUUCCAUUGACAAGCUUGACUUUGAUUUUGAGAUAAUCGGAGCCUAUCAAUCAGACGAAUCACCACAAGACGGUGUCUACGUCUAUGGAAUGUACCUGUCAGGUGGGAGAUGGGACAUUGGUAAAAUGCAUCUAACCGAGAGUUACCCAAAAGUCCUCUGGGAUUCACUGCCUAUUGUGUGGUUCAAGCCGACAGAAGCAACUUUCAUUGAGAUAGGAACACGAUACGAGUGUCCAUUGUACAUAACAUCCGCGAGGUUUGGCACCCUCAAAACAACUGGCCAUUCGACUAAUUACGUCUUAAUGAUUAUGCUUGAUACCAAAUUACCCGUGAGUCACUGGAUAAAACGGGGACUCGCGCUACUUUGUCAAUUAGAUGAUUAAAAGGAAUGAAACACUCAUUUAGACUGCUCGCUGCACUUUGCGUGAUAAAUUUUCAUCUAAAAAAAAUUAUUUGACUUCAACGUUUAUAUUGCACAGGAGCUCAAGUUGGACGGUGAGCCACUAGUGUAUAUACCAGGAAACGGAAUAGUAAGUAGACUCAUAUUUUAGCCCGAGAAAAAAAUCAAAAUAAAUGAACUAAGUGCAAUCUCUUUCGCUCUUUGCUAUUAGUCCUUCUUUUGGCUGAUUAAAUUUCAUUAAAGCCAGUUAAUUAUUGAUCGAGUUUUCAUAUGUCGUACAGCCAGAAAAGGACAAGGACGAUAGUGUCUUACGUGAAUUUUCCGUCAAAGUAAAGAGAUAAAUUCGCGAUAGUUGUCGAUACGAUUAACGAAGCGAGUCUUCUUACGUAAAUGAGCUGACUCUUGUCUACGGGGUUUAUAAAUUUUGGGCAAUCUAUAAAUAAAUAAAAAAACUAGAGAUAUAAAUUUCCUGCCUCCUGGAAAUAUCACGUUGACCAUUCUUCCAGGCUUAUCUUAAAUCCAAAGUUAGUUGGUAAAUAUAUUUGAACUUGAGGGAGAUAGCGGAAUCUCAGUUGAUAAAACAAGAAUGUGAGCGUCACGAAUAAUUUUCACAAAGAACAAAUCUCUGAGCUGAUUAAUCUCGGUCGACCAAGAACGAACAGUCAGGCAGUAAAUUAAAAUUCAUAUCAAUGAAUUCUUGAUGCACCUCGUGCAUCGAACAAUUUCCCUUACCUCGGAUUACCUCCAAGCCUUGAAUCAUUACUUCGAUCCAAUGAUGGUGUUAAAUUAUUCAGCAUUAGUACCUGCGAUUAAUGAUAACCGACUUGCAAUCCUGUCGAAGCAGAUCUAAAAAUCUCCAAAAUCAUAAUCCCACAGUCACAUACACCCAUUAGCGAUAAUAAUCCAUACAUAAACGUUUCUCCGAUAAAAGGGGAAAAAGGGCGUGGCCCUUUUCCGCCACUCAAUUCUCUCUGGGGCUGCAAAAAAACUCCAACAUUUUUACAAGUUCCCUGCAGCGAUUGCCAGUGUAAUAUCGAGUUUCUCUGGUGAUUCACGUUGACUCCAGCCACUAUUACCUACUGCGACCGAGUGUUGUGCAUUGCCAAAGUUCUCGGUACAUACCUAAAUCCCAUAGUACCUGAUUGGGCGGUUGGGGCCUACCACCGAAAGACCUCUGGCCAUUCCAGUCUUGUCUUGAAUAUAUCUCUGUGGCCUUCGAUGCUAAUUCCCAAGGAGUGCAUCCUUCAUAAUGUACUGUGAUUGCGGCUGCGCUGACGUAAAAUCGAGAACCGCUUACUUGUCAUCACAUUACAUGAUUCAUAUUAAAAAAAACCCUAAAAACCACCAAUACGAAUGAAUCCGCCCAUUGGUCGAUCAACUGCAUCAUUGCGAUUCCUCGUCCCAGUACUUAGGCUGGAAAUGCAGAGGGAUAUCUCCAACUGGCCAAUCAAUCACUCGUCACAGAUUAUUGACUAAUUUUUCUAAUGAAAUUAUGGAGACUCAUUUGAGGUCGCAGUAAUAGCAGACAUAAACAUGUUAUAAACGGUGUUUGCCUCGGUGAAAUGUACUCUAACUGUAAAAAAAAAUAAAGAGAAUG